CACUAACCACACACACUGAAUGCCCUUAAGUCAAUGUGCAUAUGACAACAGCAAGAACAACAAAUGCUAUGUGCAUGUGUGUGAAUCAGUGUUCAUCGCCUUGGUGUUGUAAAAAACCAUCACAGAAAAAUAUUGUGGCCAACACGAAGAAGAAGAGAGUAACAAAAAGCGAAGCGAUUUGUAUUGAGCGAACAAGCGAGUGUAGUAGAAGAAAAACAAAAGGAAAACAUUAGCGUGAACAAAAAAAAUAUUUUUUUUUUCAAUCUUCUUCUGUUAUUUGUUGUGACUAGCAUAUAUUCUCGAUUCAAAUCAAAUUUAUUUGACAAAAUUUACAGUACAUUCAAUUGUGACUGUGUGUAUGUGUCAGUGAAGUUCGGGUGCAGUGAACAAAAAUUUAUUUGUCGAAAGAAUGAAAAUCAAAUUCGAAUAAAAUGGUAAUUAAAUAGUGAAAAAUCAUUCAGAAACAUACAGCGCAAACAAAUUGUGCAGUGGCCUGGCUGUUGCAAAGGAAACAAAAUCAAAAUCACAAUAAUUUAUAUAACCGGAGACGCGACACGGAUUUGGGUGAUGUAAAUGUUUAAAAAUGGAUGUAAAUACAACCGAUCCAUAUGAGCGAAAGCUCUAUAAUAUGUUUAAAAGUUUUGAUGCGCAAUCGGUGGGAACAUUGGAUAAAAAUGCAUUAUUGGAAUUGUGUACGACGCUUGAGUUAAAAGAUCGCAGCGCUAAAUUGGUCGCCAAUUUAAUCGAUCCAAAGCGAAAUAAUCGCGUUUCGUUCAACGAAUUUAAAGAGGGCCUAUUGAAUUUACUCGGCACGGACACCGAAGACAAUGAUGAACAAUCCGAACAUGUCGUGGACGGUGCAUCAUUGGAAAAAGUACCAUCACCAAAUGGAGACGAUGUGUCCACCAUGUAUGAUGAAGCAAAAUCACGUGAGGUUUCACCAAAGUUGGUGGUGCGCGGCAAAAAAUAUGGCCGAAGAUCACGUCCGCAGAGUGUAGCUCCAUUUGAAUCAUCACAAUCCGAUUCAGAGGAAGAUUAUGAUUUUGCACGUGUUCCAACCGCCGGCGAUAAAUCAACAAAAAACUAUCACAAAGUUCAGAGGUCUGUGUCUCAAGGUGAUAUGCAUGACAAUGGUAGACGAAACGUUCGAUCUAUUGUAUCAUCGGCCAACAACAAUGGUACAAAAUUGAAGAGAUGCGCAUCGCUGCCAGCACAAAAGCGAAAUGUUCCAUAUAUUAGCAGAAAAGAUACGGAAAAUUUAAAAUUACAACUUGAGAGCAGCGUCGAAUCACUUGAUAAUUUAGACUUUGAAAAUCUAUCGAAUAGUCUGUUCCAUGAAUGGAACAAUUUCGAAAAUAAUGCAAUCGCCGAUGACACUAAAGCAAAUAGUGGACAGUCAACAGUAACAGCAACCGCAUCACAUCGAAAUCGAAUUGAAUUAGAAACGAUAUUUGUGCGCGUCGGUUUACAAAAUUCGGCGGCAAAUCGUUUAGCCGAUGAAGUAUACAAUAAAUUGGGAUUGUCGGCCGACGCAAGCAUUUCUUUUACCGAUUUUUUAACGUUAAUUGGACAAUGCCAUUCGGAAUCGGAUGUCGUUUGUAAGGCACGAGAUAAAAAUGGUGGCAUUGCCACAACUGCCGUCACUGUCGACGACGAAUACACAAUCAGUCCGUUAAACGAACACAUGAUUUUUGAUAUGCAUGCAGAUGAACCGCAUGAUUGGUCAAAUGAGGCAUUGCCAACUGAUCAGUUAAUCGAUAUGUGGGAAAUGGCACAUGUUAAAAAUCCAUCCGCAUUAAUGGAAGACUUGGGUUUCACCGAACGAGAAAUCAAUCUAUCACGAUUGUUGAGCGUCAUUGACGAAGAACUACGGAAUGUGCAUAACGAUCGAGAAUUUACACCAUUGUUAAGGGCGUCGUUAGCUCUGCACAAAUUGGAGGUGAAUGCGUUGCAAAAAUCUCUGCGUCACGCGGCCUAUGAAAAUAAGCAAUUGCACAUAAAUGUGCGUGAAUUAAAUAAUCGUUCUUUUAUAUUGGCGCAAGAAGUGGAUGAACGGCAUGCAAAUUUGGAAUCAUCAACGCGCGAUCAAAUCAAACAAUUAGAGCAACGUCAUACUGAAAUUGUACGUGAAUUAACUCAACAAUUAAGCAAUGAACGCGAACAAUGGUCAACAUUAAAUACAAAAUUGGAAAAACGUAUAAAACAAUUUGAAAUGGACGAUGCAAAGCAUAAAGCAAAUAUGUUACGCUUACAAAGUGAAAAUAGUGCCUUAGAAAAAGAGCAAUUGUCAUUACAAUCGCAAAUAGCCGAUUUGCUGGAAAAAAAUAUUCAAUUAAAUAAUGAAAUAGCCGAUGCGCAAGACCGUUAUGGUGGCGAUGACGAUGGUGACCGUGAUAUAAUGGCAACCGAUCAAACGCUCGAUUUAAUUGAUAAAAUUGCAAAAUUACAAAUUGAAAAUGCAAACUUGCGUGAUCGCAACGACGAAUUGGGAAUUGAAUUGGAAGAGACAUUGGCCGAAUUGAAUAAGGUAAAAAGUCGAAAGCAAUUGCGUGUGGAUAGUAGCAAUCAUAGUGGUGGCGAGGAUAAUGCAAGUAGCAGUGGUGAAGGAUCAAAUGUAUCGGGCGGUUCGGCGACAAAACGACGCGGCGAUUCACCCAGCAAAGCAAAAUUAUCCGAAGAAAGUCCACGAUUUGGUAAAUUACGAAAAUAUCAUAAUGAUAAUAGUGAAGGUGAAUCGGAAACAAGUGGCGAUUGGCUUGCAUUAAAUUCGGAACUAAAUCAAUCGGCAUCAAUGUCACAGACAACAGCAACAACAUCCGGGUUUUCACAGGAUUUCUCAAGCCUAACCGAUCCGAAAGAGAGCGAAAUUAAAGAGCUUCGCCAACAAAUUGUUAAACUUGAAACGGAACUCAGUGCAAUGAAAUCACAACAACAAAAACAACACCACUCAACAGCGAAUGUCACAGAGAAAACUGGCGAUGACACAACAGCAACGCUCAAAAUCGAUGGCACUAAAGAUAAAGCACAUGUGCAACGAAUUCAAGAGUUGGAAAAUAGUUUGGAACAAAUGCAAAAAGAGUAUGAAGCAUGUGAAGAUUAUUGGCAAGGUAAAUUGAAUGAAGAACGACAAUUGUAUGAAGAAGAGCAACGUAUUAGCGAUGAAAAAUUCACGGAACUUUUGAAAAAAAUGACCGAAUAUGAAGAACAAUUCACAACAUCCGCAUCGGAUAAAGAUGGCCGACUCACGCCUAUCGAAGAGAAAUGCCAACUUGAACAACAAUAUGCCGAUUUGGAGGCGGAAACUGAAGAAUUCCGUGAACAUGCUCGCAAAAUAUUCGAAGCAAAAACACAUGAAAUCGAUCAAUUACAGGCAAAAAUUAAAGAACUUGAAGAACGUUUAUGCUAUCCAAAUGCAGGCCAACAUGACCAGCAUACAAAUUCACAACAACGAAUUAAAACAUCGGACAGCGAAAGUGUGGCCAGUUCACCGAUUAGCUAUUUAUGGAAUCAGAGUACAAUUCAAGUUCCAACACGUGACUAUCAAAAUCCAAAUUGGAAUCGAACAAAUAGUAAUAAAACGAAUGAUGAUACAGUGGCUACCGUUGCACCGAUCGACGAUGAUACCGUUCAAAAUACAAUAAUCUCACCAAUUUGCCGACCACAUACACCAUCAGCCGCAACUACCACACUCAAGAAUACCGUUGUUGAAAAUAACGAAAAUGCCAUCGAUAAUACCACCGAAAUUUUGGACGAUGUUUUAUCGCUUCGAAGUUUCGGCACACACAGUGUUGCCUCAACACAUAGCAUACAUCGAUCGUUACCUGAAAUCAUUAGUACUAGUCCGAACAUGAUACGUGAAGAUAUAAAGCGGUUGAAAUUGAUUGAAAUCCAAUUGAACGAUGAGGUUAAAGGCUUAGCACAUCAACGUGAUGGUUUGGUGAUGGAAUUACAGCAAUUACAAGAGGCAAAACCGAUGCUGGCUGCAGCGUAUGCGCGAACGCCGCAUCCCAGCUUAAUACAGCGCAUUCAACAAUUGGAGCAAAAAAAUCGUCAUUUACAAUUUUGCCUAAAGCAACAACAACAGUACACCGAAUCGAUUAUGCAACAAUCGUGGCAGCAGCAACGUACUGAAAUCAAUGAACUUCGUGGUACCGUUGAGACUCAAGUCAUAAUAAUCAAUGAGCAAGCGCAACGAUUGACAAAUUCUGAUUUGCUUGUAAAGGAUUUGUAUGUGGAGAAUUCACAAUUAACAGCAGCAAUACAACGACUUGAACAGCAAAGAUCACGUAAUAAUAUGAUGCUACAGCAUCAAGGCGUACCCGGAAUGCUAUAAAUUCUCACAACAUAGAGAGAGGGAGAGAAAGAGAACCGAAUACUUCCUGUUUCUUUCGAUCACUUAAAAGUAGAAAUGCAGUAUUAUUGCAAACGAACAAAAUAAAAGACAACGUGAAAGGAAGAGUCACAACUAAAAUUUUCAUCACUAAGCAACAACAACAAAAAAUACAACACUGAUAUUUUUUAUUAUUAUUUAAUUCAUUAUAUUGUAUAACACAGACACACCGAGUGCAUUAAUAUGUUCCUUUAACGAAUUGGGAUAUGUGUAGUAUUUAAAAAAAAAAAAGAAACAAUAUGGCGCUAUAAUGAAAGGGCCCUGCGCAUUCAAGCGCAAUUCUGCAGAUUUUAAGCGUUAAACAUGAAAUGAAAUAUAUAUAUAGUAUAUUAAUUUAUUGAAAAAAAAGAGAAAAAGAACAACUAACCUCACUCAUAUUCACAUUGAAUAGACACGCACACGAUGAAUUUUGAAGAGAAUGACAAAGAAAGACAUUAACAACUGAAAAAAAUGUAUGUAAAUAUCCGAAUAUAUUGCAGUAUAUUUGUAAUGGAGAGAGAGAGAGAGAUAGCCAGUUAAGCUAUGGCUCGAUAUAAUCAAAAAUGCUUUUUUGAAUUUAAACCAUGUAUUCCUUUCCUGCAUUUUUUCUUUCACACGAUAAGUCGUUCAUAUAUAGAAACUAUAUUAAGUUGUGAAUAAAGGGCCUCCUGAAUACUUGCCACGUAUCAAAUUCGAGUCAGACAUUUUGUGUGAAUAUAUCGAUGUGUACUAUGUUUUCAUCAUCUCAAAAUCGAUUUUCUAGUUUUUAAACACACUCGAAUUUGUCUCUUUUUUACAAAAAUUUAAAUUAAUGUUUAAUUUAUCGAAAACGGAUUGUGAAUAUGAGAAGAAAAAAAAAAAACAAAUAAAACAUCUCAUAAAAAUUGAAUUUUAAAACUAGCAUUAAUAAUCAAAAUUGCAACAUUUUUAAACGAAACAAAAAAAAUUGUGCGUGGCAAAAAUAUUUUUUUUUAUGUUGUCUAACCACUUUGGUGCUUGAUGUUGUCAACGCAACGGAAUAAAUUAUUAUUAUAACCAUAAUAAUAAUUAUAAUCGUGUUCUUUUUUAUUUCUCACUCAUAGUUCUCUGACAUGCAAAAUUAAAUGUCAGAAUUGUAGCGCCCCAGUAGGUACUGUUCGUUAAAGUUGAAAUUAGAAACCGCCCAUUUGCCAUCCAAUAUUUCCAUCUAUUUUGCUCCAAAUUCAAUAAUCGCUCAGUUUAUUCAAUAGUGAAAUGUAUCUUUAUUUGCCAUAAAAUAGUAUUCAUCAUUUGAAGAGACAAACAAUAAGUGCAUCAUAUACAGGCCGGAGACAUCGACUAAUCCGAAAAUUUUUCAUAUGAUUGGAGCUAAGUAGCAAAACGUAUUUUUAAUUAAAAACAUUUAUUAUAAAAUACAAAAAAAAUCAUAUCUAUUUUAAUGACAAAUAAAAAGAGCUAAUAAAUAAAUAUCUGAACAAACGAAA
Messenger RNA from Contarinia nasturtii (swede midge), 5832 nucleotides. It is a transcript of the gene Bsg25D, whose product is annotated as blastoderm-specific protein 25D. Gene Ontology annotation, molecular function: calcium ion binding. The record is from RefSeq and is a predicted model, not a curated record. Bases 584 to 4333 code for a protein of 1249 amino acids. The transcript is spliced from 10 exons. Gene Ontology annotation, cellular component: centrosome. Gene Ontology annotation, biological process: microtubule anchoring at centrosome. Lineage: Eukaryota; Metazoa; Arthropoda; Insecta; Diptera; Cecidomyiidae.